This is a messenger RNA of Letharia columbiana, 708 nucleotides long. RefSeq lists its product as uncharacterized. The coding region runs from base 1 to 708 and encodes 235 amino acids. NCBI's taxonomy places the organism in Eukaryota, Fungi, Ascomycota, Lecanoromycetes, Lecanorales, Parmeliaceae. The record is from RefSeq and is a predicted model, not a curated record. The transcript has 2 exons.
AUGGACGCCCAGACUCAAGACGUAGGGAGAUCAUGGCCAGUGUGCACGGCAAGCUUAGAGAAUAUGGCACGCUCACAGCUUCUUUCCGGUCCGGAUUCGCAUACUAAUGCAAUAGCAGAUGAAGCGCUGUUGCGAACGCAGAAAAUCCAGGCGAUCAAAAGGCCUUCUCGCAGAUCUCAGCGGAACGUGCAUAAUCUGAUACACAAUACUGAAAGCCUAGUCCGCAACGAAGCUGACUGGAUUCGUGAAGGAACCGACCUAGCUGCUCUAGGUUGUGCUGCCGACCGAGGGUGGCUGAAUACUUGUCUCGAGAACACAUUAAACACAAUAUCAAGGACCGCUACUAAAAAGCUCUUCCAAACUCACGAGCAGGAAAUUAAGACUGGAGACGAAGCACUCCACUUGGUCUCUCUCGACCGCCUCGACAACGUCCUGCGCGCUAUCGUUACGAUGGUAGCAGCGAUUUUACUGCUCGUCCCCGUAUACGUGCUUUUCAAGUUGCAACCAACCAACAUGUCAGAUGUCGAGCGGAGGGGCAACUACCAGAUCCUCACAAUCUUCAUCUUCACCCUGCUCUUCUCCGCCUCUUGCUCAAUCUUUACGCAGGCAAAGAAACAGGAAGUUUUUGCUGCAACUGCCGCAUACUCCGCUGUGCUGGUUGUGUUUCUAGGAAACACAUCAAACGUCUUGGUGGCCACGGAAAAUUAG